This is a messenger RNA of Dunckerocampus dactyliophorus (ringed pipefish), 2386 nucleotides long. It is a transcript of the gene slc7a7, whose product is annotated as solute carrier family 7 member 7. The transcript is spliced from 11 exons. Gene Ontology annotation, cellular component: membrane. The record is from RefSeq and is a predicted model, not a curated record. Gene Ontology annotation, biological process: amino acid transmembrane transport. Gene Ontology annotation, molecular function: L-amino acid transmembrane transporter activity; basic amino acid transmembrane transporter activity. NCBI's taxonomy places the organism in Eukaryota, Metazoa, Chordata, Actinopteri, Syngnathiformes, Syngnathidae. Bases 392 to 1888 code for a protein of 498 amino acids.
GAGGAAACUGCAGAGGACGCCGCUCAGCAGCAGAACACAAUGAAGACUUGCUGCUGACUUUUCAAUUGUGACCUGUAGUGCCAUUCUUUUUUUUUUCUUUCUGCAAGGACUAGAAGAUAAAGGAGCCCGGGAGAAUCUAACCUUGAGUAAGUGGACUUAUCAGCACCUUUUUGGACCUUGCACCCUCCGCCCUUGCCUCCGGCACGGGUUUGAUCACAUGCGAAGACAAUCUACUGUCCUAUUCCUGUCCAUGUGCUGCUGAGACGGUCUGUUAAGAUGGCAGGAGAUGACCCCAGAUAGCCGGAGACGUACUGGCGAGUAUUCAGGCUUUGCUGGCUGAGAUUCUAACAGGAGCGAGCUUUUCCUGCUAACAAACAAAUCGAAAGAAACGAUGACGUCCUUCAGUCAGCUUCCCACACAAGAGGCUGCCAACGGCAGCGUCCCUUCCAUCAAGACGGAAGAGUCCCAGGAGUCCAUGAAGCUGAAGAAGGAGAUCUCCCUCCUCAACGGGGUGUGCUUGAUCGUGGGUAACAUGAUUGGCUCGGGCAUCUUCGUGUCACCCAAGGGCGUCCUCAUUCACAGCGCCUCCUAUGGGCUGUCCCUGGUGGUGUGGACUGUUGGUGGCAUCUUCUCCGUCUUCGGGGCGCUGUGCUACGCUGAGCUGGGGACCACCAUCACCAAGUCAGGGGCUUCCUACGCGUACAUCCUGGAGGCCUUCGGGGGCUUCCUGGCCUUCAUCCGCCUGUGGACGUCACUGCUCAUCAUUGAGCCCACCAGCCAGGCCGUCAUUGCUAUCACCUUCUCCAACUACAUGGUGCAGCCCAUCUUCCCCACGUGCAUUGCGCCGUACGUGGCCAAUAGGCUGCUGGCCGCCGCCUGCAUAUGUUUGCUGACCUUUGUCAACUGUGCCUAUGUGAAAUGGGGCACAAGGGUGCAGGACUUCUUCACCUAUGCCAAAGUCAUCGCCCUCAUUGCAGUCAUCAUCACAGGCCUCGUUAAGAUCGCUCAAGGUCACACACAAAACUUUGAGGGCCUUUUCGACGGAUCAUCUCGGGACCCCGGAGACAUCGCCUUGGCGCUCUACUCGGCUUUGUUCUCCUACUCUGGAUGGGACACACUCAACUUUGUCACAGAGGAGAUCAAGAACCCUGAAAGGAACCUGCCACUGGCCAUCGCGAUUUCCAUGCCCAUCGUGACCGUAAUCUACAUUUUGACCAACGUAGCCUACUACACCAUCCUGCCCAUGAACGCCAUCUUAGACAGCGAUGCUGUGGCCGUGACGUUUGCAGAUCAGGUGUUCGGCGUGAUGAACUGGACAAUUCCCUUGGCGGUCGCUCUGUCUUGUUUCGGAGGACUCAACGCCUCCAUCCUGGCGUCCUCCAGGCUCUUCUUUGUAGGCUCCAGAGAGGGACACCUGCCCGACUACCUGUGCAUGAUCCAUGUCCACCGCUACACCCCCAUCCCUGCCCUGCUCUUCAACGGCAUCAUGGCUCUUAUCUACCUGUGUGUGGAGGACGUCUUCAGGCUCAUCAACUACUACAGCUUCAGCUACUGGUUCUUUGUGGGCCUGUCCAUUCUGGGACAACUGUACCUGCGCUGGAAGCAGCCGAACAGAAAGAGACCGCUGAAGCUUAGCCUGCUGUACCCCAUCAUUUUCUGCCUCCUCACCAUCUUCCUGGUGGUGGUGCCACUCUACAGUGACACCAUCAACUCCCUGAUUGGCAUCGGCAUCGCUCUGUCCGGGGUGCCAGUUUACUUCCUGUGCUGCUACACUCCGGCCCACAAGAGGCCAUUGUGGUUACGGAGCUUCAUCGCCAAGUCUGGUGUGCUCAUUCAGAAGGUGUGCUUCUCCGUUUUAACGGAAAUGGACGUGGAACAUCUCGACUAGAGCGACUAGGCUGGACCACAACCUACUGGGGUUGCUGAAGUUUCUCACAAGACCUAUGCUGGGUUUGAGCAGGACCUGGAAAUCUUUCAAUUAUUACUCUGGUCAAAGUGUUUUGUUUUGUUGUUUUUUUUUUUUACUCAACCUUUUAAUGCACUGCAAAACCAACUUUUCUUUCCUCCAGAAGUGUACGUAUUUGAGAACUAUUUAAUUGCUGUGUCAAGUGGCAUCACAUCUUUUUAAUUUUACUAGGAAGGAAAAAUAUUAUGAUCUCCGAGUUCUUCCAGCGGAAACAGAAAGCACUGCUGGCCACAGUUUUAUUCACAACAAGCCGUAAAGAGACUUAGUUGAUAGUCAAUCCCACAAGGGUUAUUUUUUGUUUCGUUGGUGUCUCUCCAAGAAAAAAAUGAGUUUAUUAUUUAUAAUAAAAUUAUGUAACAACUUUUAUCCUGUGUGUUGUGUCCCAAAUAAAAUGACCAAAAAAAAAGGUGAUUUGAAACA